This is a messenger RNA of Pelobates fuscus (common spadefoot toad), 4600 nucleotides long. RefSeq names its product unconventional myosin-Id. The record is from RefSeq and is a predicted model, not a curated record. NCBI's taxonomy places the organism in Eukaryota, Metazoa, Chordata, Amphibia, Anura, Pelobatidae. Gene Ontology annotation, molecular function: microfilament motor activity; ATP binding; actin filament binding. The transcript is spliced from 22 exons. Gene Ontology annotation, cellular component: actin cytoskeleton; vesicle; myosin complex. Gene Ontology annotation, biological process: actin filament organization; vesicle transport along actin filament. Bases 978 to 4001 code for a protein of 1007 amino acids.
CUCUUGCCCACUUUUGAGUGACUCCUUUGUAGUCUUCACGCCGCCCACCUCUCCCAAGCCGCCUCCCUUUGCUGUCUACUCACGGUUUAGAAAUCCUUAAACCCGUCCCUCCCUCUCUCCACCCCGCAGACAACUCCACCUGUCUGGGGGUAAAGCCAACACCUCUCCCCUUCCCUCCCCGUUCUAACCUCCUCACCUUCCCUGCAUUCCAGCCUCGCUACCCCCAAUACAUUAUACUUUUUACCCUGUCAGCAACCCUUGUUAGGUAUCUGCUCCAUAUCAAAACACAUCCCGUUAACUUUCCCCAUCUUUGCUCCUUCUUACCUUCUCCCCAUCCCCCUCUCCCCCCAUUACAUCUCCUCCCUUACCUUUCCAUAUACCUCCUCCCCUUUUUCUUCUCCUCCCUCUUCAAACUUCACUCCCCUCCUCCUCUCACCUCUCCCACUACACCCUCUCUUCCUGGUUUCCCUAUGGCUUUACAGAGAAUCGGUGAGAGUUUAUCAUAGACUGCUCUCCAAGCCUGGACCUUUUAGAAACAGACACCUCCAGGAAGAUCUCACCUGCUUCUAGGAAGACAUCUACUGAAGCAAAGAAUCUGCCAACUGAGACAUAUUUCUCCUGAUAAGACACGUUUUAUCUUUUUGCACUUUGAAACCUACCAUCCCUCUGCAAUCUUGGUACAUCGUCCCAGGACUUACACCUGAACCUCUCACCUUGCUGUAGUCUUGAUACAUUGUCUCAGGACAGACAUUCCAUCUCCACCUGUCCUUGGAUCGUUUAACUCUGAGAAGGCUGCUGGUACAGACUUCACAGUGGAACUUUAGGUAGAGAGGAGCUUCAGCUCUUAGGGAUGAAUGAAACAUCCUCCAGAAAAAGAGAGAAUUACAAACAACCGGUGUGUGACAGAGGCAGCCUCCAUCCCUGUAUUUAUUGUCUAGAGUUUUUAGUGUUGUAGCUAGAAUUUUGGAGGUGCAGAAAUGGCACUGCAAGAGGAUUUGCAGUAUGGGAAGGCGGAUUUUGUUCUCAUGGACUCUGUCACCUUACCAGAAUUUAUGGACAACCUAAAGCUCAGGUUUGAGAAGGGAAGAAUCUACACCUUCAUCGGAGAGGUAGUGGUGUCCAUCAACCCUUACAAGAAUCUCCCAAUCUAUGGAAGAGACACGAUUGAGCAAUAUAAAGGGAGGGAGCUGUAUGAAAGGCCACCCCAUCUCUUCUCAAUAGCAGAUGCUGCUUACAAGGCUAUGAAGAGGCGUUGUAAAGACACGUGUAUUGUAAUAUCAGGGGAGAGUGGCGCUGGUAAGACAGAAGCUAGUAAGUACAUCAUGCAGUACAUCGCUGCAAUCACUAACCCUAGCCAGAGAGCGGAGGUGGAGAGGGUGAAAAAUAUGCUUCUGAAAUCAAACUGUGUCUUAGAGGCAUUCGGAAACGCUAAAACUAAUCGAAAUGACAAUUCCAGCCGAUUUGGAAAAUACAUGGAUAUUAAUUUUGAUUUCAAGGGAGAUCCUAUUGGUGGGCACAUCAAUAACUACUUGCUGGAAAAGUCUCGUGUUAUUGUUCAACAGCUGGGUGAGAGGAACUUCCACUCGUUUUAUCAGAUGAUUUUAGGAGCCCCAGAGCAGACCCUUCGCUCACUACAUCUACAAAAAGAUCUCUCUGCCUAUACCUACACCCGAUCUUUAGCCCAAGUGAAGUCUAACAUUAAUGACACUUCAGAAUAUCGAGAGGUGGCAGAGGCCAUGAAGGUGAUUGGAUUCAAACAAGAAGAAAUUCAGACUGUUUAUAAAAUCCUGGCAGCUAUACUGCACCUGGGGAACCUGAAGUUUGUGGUAGACGGUGACACCACAAUGAUUGAGAACGGUAAAGUGGUAUCUGUGGUGGCUGACUUGCUGGGUUCCAAAAGUGAACUACUGGAGAAAGCGCUUCUCUUCCGAACUGUGGCUACUGGCCGAGAUGUCAUAGACAAGCAACACACCGAGAAAGAAGCCAACUAUGGCAGGGAUGCAUUUUCUAAGGCCAUCUAUGAGCGUCUCUUCUGCUGGAUAGUGACUCGCAUAAACGAUGUGAUUGAUGUACGGCAGCAGGAUGCGUCCCUGCAUGGAAAGAACACUGUAAUUGGGGUGCUUGAUAUAUAUGGCUUUGAAAUUUUUGAUAACAAUAGCUUUGAGCAAUUCUGCAUAAAUUAUUGUAACGAGAAAUUACAGCAGUUGUUCAUCCAGCUAGUUCUGACUCAGGAGCAGGAGGAAUAUCAGAGAGAAGGCAUCCCGUGGAAACAUAUAGACUAUUUCAACAACCAGAUCAUCGUGGAUCUAGUGGAACAGCAGCACCGGGGGAUUAUCUCCUUAUUGGACGAUGCCUGCAUGAAUGUGGGUAAAGUGACGGAUGCCAUGUUUUUGGAUGCUCUAAACAAACAGCUUGGGAAACAUGCUCAUUACUCCAGUAGGAAGGUGUGUCCGACUGAUAAAGCCUUGGAGUACGACAGAGAUUUCCGAAUCCGUCACUAUGCUGGAGAUGUUGUUUACUCUGUGGUGGCAUUCAUUGAUAAAAACAAAGACACGCUAUUUCAGGAUUUCAAGAGAUUGAUGUAUAACAGUGCCAACCCUGUGCUGAAGAACAUGUGGCCGGAAGGAAAGUUGAGUAUUACGGAAGUCACCAAACGACCACUUACUGCGGCCACUCUCUUUAAAAACUCAAUGAUUGCUCUUGUGGACAACCUAGCAUCCAAGGAACCAUACUAUGUUCGCUGCAUUAAACCAAACGAUAAGAAGUCCCCGUCCUUGUUUGAUCCAGAACGAUGUCGGCACCAGGUGGAGUACCUGGGGUUGCUAGAGAAUGUCCGUGUCAGACGUGCUGGAUUUGCGUAUCGGCAGGAGUACGAACGCUUCCUACACAGGUACAAGAUGAUCUCUCAGCUGACUUGGCCUAAUCAUAGCUUGUCUUCGGACCGUGCUGCUGUACAGAAGCUUCUCGAAGAGUGCCGUUUUCAUCAGGAUGCCGCCUAUGGGAAAACAAAGGUUUUUAUUCGUACACCUCGGACGUUGUUUUCCCUGGAGGAGAAACGAAGUGAGAUGCUUCUGAGAAUAAUUCUUUUCAUACAGAAAAUGUGGAGAGGAACUCUGGCUCGGUGGAGAUACAAGAGGACAAAAGCAGCCCUCACAAUCAUACGUUACUACAGGCGGUACAAAGUUAAGUCUUACAUCCUUGAGGUGGUCAAGAGGUUCGGUGGAGUACGGAAUAGCAGAGAUUUUGGGAAAAAUGUUAAGUGGCCGACACCACCUAAAGUGCUCCGUCGCUUCCAGGAGGCAUUACAGAACAUCCAUGAAAGGUGGAGGGCCUACCAAUUAAUUAAAACCCUACCUGUGGCAGAGAUACCGAAGGUCAGGGCCAAGGUUGCAGCCUUUGAGAACCUCAAGGGCCACAGAGCUGAUAUGGGUCUUCAAAGGAUCUGGGAAGGGAGCUAUCUGGCAUCGAAACAAGAGAAUGCUCAGAAUUCUGGGUCCUUCAUAUCUCGUGCCAACGAACUCCAGAGGAAGGACAAGUAUAUGCAAGUACUGUUCUCCUGUCACGUACGCAAGGUAAACAGAUUUAACAAGGUAGAAGAUCGUGCCAUUCUGGUGACAGACCGCCACCUGUACAAGAUGGAUCCUAGCAAGGUGUACAAAGUGAUGAGCAGCACUCCACUUUACAAUGUAUCGGGCAUCAGUGUGACUAAUGGGAAAGACCAGUUGGUAGUCUUCCACACGAAGGACCAGAAGGACCUAAUUGUGUGUUUAGGAGUUUGUGGACAACCACCUUACGAGAGCCGAGUGGGGGAGCUGGUCGGUGUCCUUGUCAAUCAUUUCAAGAGUGAGAAGAGGCGAUUGCCGGUCACCGUGUCGCACCCAGUGCAGUGCAGCCAGCAUGGCAAAUCCUGCUCGAUCACCGUGGAAACAAAGAUCAACCAAUCACCGCCUCACUUCACCAAGAGUCGCUCUGGGUACACCCUCAGCGUGCCAGCGAAUUAAUUCCUCUGUGCCUUGAUCAUACAGCGAUAUUGAUUAUCUCUGCCCUGUGCCUACCCACACAGCCAAAUUAACAGAAAUGCCACAAAUGUGCUUUAGUCGGGGACUGGUUCCCCCUAAAAUCUUAUAAGUGGAAGUCUGUGUGUUUGUUUAUAUUAUAUACAUAUCUACACACCUGCUUCUUUUCAUAAUGUCCAAAUUUUAAUUCUUCUUGCUCCAAGUGCCUUUCUUUAGAAACAUUACAUGGAGUUACCCGGCCUGUGUCUCUCCCUUGUCCAGAGUGAGUCAACAGGUGGAUCUCCCGGUUUUACAUGAUUGGGUGUCAUGUUGGCACAUUUUAUUGUUCAUUGAUAAUAAAACAAAUUAAAAAAAAAAAGUUAAUUAAUUCUGUGUCUAGCAAUUUAAUAAGGUCAAAAAUUAUUGGGUUCUUUAUCCUGGUUUUAAUUAAAAAUAUUCUUGUUCAAAAUAACAUAAAACCAAGCAUUUGUACUGUGGUCAGGGUUGGCCAAAUUUAUGUGGGGUGUCCCCACUAAACAUCACAUUGUAGUGAAUUGAACACAGAACUGUAUAUUUGAAAUAAAAAUUGUCAAGCUAUGACUGUA